Fopius arisanus is the source of this 2572-nucleotide messenger RNA. RefSeq names its product lactosylceramide 4-alpha-galactosyltransferase. The record is from RefSeq and is a predicted model, not a curated record. Bases 877 to 2025 code for a protein of 382 amino acids. Gene Ontology annotation, biological process: glycosphingolipid biosynthetic process. NCBI's taxonomy places the organism in Eukaryota, Metazoa, Arthropoda, Insecta, Hymenoptera, Braconidae. The transcript is spliced from 4 exons. Gene Ontology annotation, molecular function: alpha-1,4-N-acetylgalactosaminyltransferase activity.
UCCAAUAUAAUAUCAAUGAAAAAUUAAUAUCUACGAGAUUCUCUGAUCUCCAAUAAAGAAUCGAUACCGCAAUAUAAAAUAUAUUGGACUCAUAUAUAAUUAAACUUAUCCAAAUACACACCUAUUCCAUUAACAGAACAGAACAACUCGCCUAAUGCAUCUAAAAAAUUUUUCAAUUUAUUAUUGAUUUUUAGUUAAAAAGAUGUGCCGCGUAAAUUCGCGUAAAUUCGCGUAAUUUCGCGUAAUUUCGCGAUACUCCUAGUGUUUACCCACCCUUCCGCUCCAUAAAAAAAAUAAACAAUUCGGUUAGAACCCCCGGAUGGGUCCCCACUCAUGCGCAUUUUUCCCCUCGUCUGUAAGAAGAGGGUCAUGUAUUUACAUGGAGGUACCGUCAGUAUGUAAAGAAUAGCGAUCAGACAUACAGCUGAGACGGGCUUCGAGGAUUUCCUUUCCAUCUAUACAAAUGAAACCAGCAUGUUUGAUGAAAUAUUUGAUGAUCUCAUUAAUUCAUCCCCUGAUAAACUAAUUUUUGGAUGAGACGAGUACAGAUAUUUCAAACGUCUCGAUAAUGCAAGGGGCUGCAAAGUGAGAUCAAUAAAACGUGGGAAUAAGUGUGAGACGUUAAAACCAGUUCAUACCGAAUAAUGUAGACAUAAAGGUUCUUGUUAAAUCGUUAAACUAGUGUGCAAAAAUAAGUAUUACAUUAUGAAGUCAAGAGUUUUCGAUAAAUCGUGGCCUCGACAUGUCAAGGGCUGUUCUCCGUUGCCAAUACGCAUUUGAGCGAAUCAUGAGAAUUUUCCAGGAUGAUAUCGAGGUAUUCAAAGUGAAUCCAUGACAUAAAACAUAUCCCUCGGUGGUUGGAAGGUGUCUUGAAAGAUGUUGGAAGGUGUCCAGAAGAUUGAUUUUUUCAUAUCAUUGAGAGGUGGAGCCUCCACCAUCUCCAGGAAGAUGAGGAAGAAGGUGCUGCUGGGAUGCUGCUUGGGAACUUUACUCUGCAUUGUUGUAUUGAGCAGCAAUCACGAACUCAUGCAGAGGGUCAUACCCUUUUUUGUUAAUCCUCCUGAGGAUAUAAGUUGUUAUGUUGAAACAUCAGCGCCGGGAUCACUCGAAGUUAUUCUCACAACAGAUGUGAAUGAUUUUCCAGAGGAUAAAAAUUCUCCGAGGGCAUCCAACAAUAUAUUUUUUCACGAAACAUCCUGUUUCGGAGAUGAGGGCAUCACCCUAACUCCUAGACAAGCCUGUGCAGUGGAAUCAGCGGCGAGGAUGAAUCCAACAAUGCAAGUUUACUUAUUGGUGCUCAGUCACUCGAAUUUUUCGGUGGUAACAAAGGAAAUCGUCGAGGCAUUGUCGGCCUACAAAAACGUGAAGAUCAGAAGGAUUUUUAUGGAGGAAUACGUGAAAAAUACACCCCUGGAGGAAUGGUGGGCCUCAGGAAUUCUCAGGACCAGCAAGUGGCCGAGGAGUCACAUGUCUGAUAUUCUCCGGUAUCUGACUCUCUGGAAAUUCGGAGGAAUUUACCUCGAUCUGGAUGUUGUCGUCACAACGUCAUUGGAGAAACUGACGAAUUUCGCGGGGGCAGAGGAUUGGGAGGACGUGGCUGCUGGUGUUCUUGGGUUCGGAAUGAGUGGUUUAGGCCGAAGAAUCGCUGAUGCUUGCUUGCGAGAUUUGAAGAAAAAUUUUCGGGGCGAUGUCUGGGGUAAUAACGGUCCAGGUGUCAUUACAAGGACUCUUCAGAAAUUGUGCGCCACUAAAUACGCCCGUGAUAUGACGACUAAACGAUGUCGUGGCUUCACAGUAUAUCCACCCUCAUCGUUCUACCCCAUCCACUAUAAAAAAUGGAAACUAUAUUUCGACGAGAACGAGAAAAACACGACAAUGACUAUAAUCAAUCGAGCCCUAGCGAUUCACGUGUGGAACAAACUCAGUGGUUCAGAAGUCAUCUCACCCCCUAGUAAUGUGCCAUAUGCCACAGUGGCUAGUGAAUUUUGUCCGAAAAUUUACAGCCGCUCUGGAAAAUUUUUCUAAACCCAUCAUUUUAUAAAAAAUGUUCAUUCAAUCGUAUACAUUUUCGGGUCUUUACGAGUCCCAAUGGUCCCAAUCUCCUUGUACCGGCAUUCGUCUGGACCCAGGAAAAAUAGUCUUUUUUGCGAAACUCGCUCGACAGUGAGACCGAGAAAUUAAAAACGCCAGAAUUUUGUACCCGCGGGCAUCGGACUCGCGAUUUUCCACACGCCAGUCUGACAGUCUGACUUUAAUCACUCGGCCAUGGUCAUUAGCCCACCAUUUUAUAUUCAAUUAAUUCCCUAAUGAAGAGGUAAACCGGUUAAGUGUUUUUUCGAUGCCAGUCUCUAGGUAAUAUCUUAGAAUUCAAAAAAGAUAGGAAUACUUUUAUUUAUAGGUUUUUUAGAGGCAGAUAAGUACAGAAAAGCUAUCUAUAUGAAAAAUUCCUAUCUUCUUUCAGUUUCCUUUUGAUUAUUUUGAUUUCAUUAUCACUAUCUUCUUUCAGUUUCCUUCUGAUUUUUUUUAUUUCAUCAUCACUAUCUUCUUUCAGCUUUCUUCUGAUUAUUUUGAU